AUUCUCCCCCAACGAAAUUGUUUUAUCUUAUCAUGUCUUAAUCAUAAAUUCGUCACUAGCGAAAAAAGUUCAUAUGAUAUCGAUGUGACCGCGGACUGUAAUGUCCCCAAUGGAACCUUGUACUUAUAAGACCUAGUUUGGAUUAUCUAGGACGCGUCGCAUUGCAUCCUUGUUUGCGAGCUCUCACGUCUACAAAUAUGACAGACAGCAGGAUUUCGAAAGUGAAAUCUCUUAUUAAAGGCCAUCCCGAUUUUCCAAAGCCAGGAAUUUUAUUUCAGGACAUUUUUCCAGUUUUGAGAAAUCCUGAUGUAUUCAAAGAUCUUAUGGAUGCGUUGUUUGAACACAUAAAGGAAAAAGCCCCUGGUGUACAGAUAAUAAUCGGCUUGGAAGCGAGAGGAUUUCUGUUCGGACCCAUUCUCGCUCAAAGACUAAACUGCAGCUUUGUUCCCGUGCGGAAGAAAGGAAAAUUGCCAGGGGAGACAGAAACUGUGGAAUAUUCACUGGAAUAUGGAACGGACGUUUUCGAGGUUCAGAGGGAAGCCUUUAAGCCUGGACAAUCUGUCGUCAUUAUUGAUGAUCUUCUCGCCACAGGGGGAACGAUGAAGGCAGCCUGCGAUCUGAUGGAGAAAGUCGGUGCCAAUGUAAUACACUGUCUGACAGUUAUAGAACUCGCAGAUUUAAAAGGACGGGAUAAAUUGUCCAAGCCAUUCUCAUCUCUUAUUACAUACUAGCAGCAACUGUUUAACGUGUCAGAAUCGAAAACAUGACAUUUCUGUAUUCUUUCCUUAUAUUAUUGGGCAGGGAUUUUUAGAUACUGGUAUAGAUCUACAUGUUUUAUACCAACAAAGCAUACAGUAGUGCCUUUGUGGUUUAAAAAGAUAAUACUAUAUAUGUACAUGUAUUUCAGAUAAAAGUUCCCAACUUAGAACAAGUCAAUCUGACUAAUGUACAGACCUAUAUUAUUAUAUAUAUAUAAUAAUAUAGGUCUGUACUUUAGUCAGAUUGAGAACAAGUCAUUUUAAAACUAUCAUCGUCAUAUGCACAAUCAUGUUAUUAAAAAUGUAUUCAAUAUACAUGCAAGAAAUGAGACAUUUUCCCCCCUUUUUAAACAAAUUGUUACGAUAGCUAUUUCCUCAUGAAUGCAUUGCUGUUGUAAACAAUGAGUAUAUAAUAGUAAAUAUGGGUAAAUAUACAUA
Ostrea edulis (European flat oyster) is the source of this 1196-nucleotide messenger RNA. Its product is annotated as adenine phosphoribosyltransferase-like. Bases 198 to 731 code for a protein of 177 amino acids. The record is from RefSeq and is a predicted model, not a curated record. Gene Ontology annotation, molecular function: adenine phosphoribosyltransferase activity; AMP binding; adenine binding. Gene Ontology annotation, biological process: adenine salvage; AMP salvage. The transcript has 4 exons. NCBI's taxonomy places the organism in Eukaryota, Metazoa, Mollusca, Bivalvia, Ostreida, Ostreidae. Gene Ontology annotation, cellular component: cytoplasm.